GAUAAGGUGUGCAUCCAGAUUACAAAUUAGUUGCAUUUAGCUAUUCGCACGCUAAAGUUUAUAGUUUCUAUGUUUACGUUACUUAUAUCAUUUCAAAGAUGAAGGCCAUCGUGGAUACGGUUACUAAAAAUAUAAAAUUAAAGGUUAAAAGAAACCACAUUGAUAAUUUGGCAUUCAAAUUGCAUUAUAGAGUCACCAUGCUGUUAUUGUUUAUAUUAACGGUAUUGGUAACAUCCCAGGAACUUAUUGGCGAGCAUAUUAAAUGUCUUGUAGGAUCUGGAGUAAACGAAAGAGUAAUCAAUACAUUUUGUUUCUUCACUACAACAUUCACCGUGAUUAAAUAUUUAAAUACCUCUUUCACGGAUUCUCAUUACAUUCCGCAUCCCGGCGUCGGUUCAAUGGGUGUAAACUCAGAUGAACCAAUAAUACACCAUGCUUAUUACCAAUGGGUUCCAUUCGUUCUCUUCUUGCAAGCUAUCACAUUUUAUAUUCCGCAUUUAAUAUGGAAACGAAAAGAAGCUGGUCGUAUUAAAAAGUUAGUUAACGGCUUGGAAUUCGCUGUUUGCGCCGUAGACAAUAAAAUAAAAUUAGAUAAAUAUGAAUUGCCUACAAAGACUGAUAUCAAGAAGAAGUUUGAAGAACUCAAUAUUAUGUUUAAAGAUCGCUUGAUUGUUAACAAAUCUUGGGCUACCUGGUUAAUAACAUGCGAAGUUCUCAAUCUAAUCAACGUAAUUUUACAAAUUUGGUUAACCGAUGUUUUCUUGGGUGGUAAAUUCCUAAGUUUGGGUCCGAAAGUUAUCGAAGUGGGAAUGGAUGAAGUCUGGAUUUUGGAUCAAGUUUUUCCGAAAAUGACCAAAUGUAAUUUUUACAAAUAUGGUGCAUCUGGCACAAUACAAGCUCACGACGCACUGUGCGUUAUGGCUUUAAAUAUAAUUAACGAAAAGAUAUUCACGUUUUUAUGGUUUUGGUUCAUGUUCCUUCUGGUCGUCUCUGCUUUUGCUUUACUUUGGAGAUUAGUAACGGCUGUAUUUCACGGAAAGAACCGGCGUUUUAACCAGAUCAUAUACAGCACUAUUACACCCGGAAAAUCGAAUCCUUGGAAAGUAUUGGAGGUGACCAACAAAUGUGAUUAUUUAGAUUGGCUAUUCCUUGGAUAUAUUUCAAAGAAUAUGGAUCCUCUUGUAUUUAAAAUAUUCAUAGUUCAACUUGCUAAGAAUUUGAGUCAGAUCGACGACAAUACAAUUUCGGCAGAAUCCUACGAGAAGGGAAUGGAUUCGUUGAAACCGAAUUAUUUCAAUGAACAAAACUUCGGUAGCAUCGAUAAGAUCGAUGAGAUAUUCAAAUAAAUUUUAAU
Molecule: messenger RNA, 1354 nt
Organism: Nicrophorus vespilloides
Lineage: Eukaryota; Metazoa; Arthropoda; Insecta; Coleoptera; Silphidae
Product: innexin inx7-like
Exons: 6
Coding region: 99-1346 (415 amino acids)
Biological process (GO): phototransduction
Cellular component (GO): gap junction; plasma membrane
Molecular function (GO): gap junction channel activity
Source: RefSeq, a predicted model, not a curated record